Cladocopium goreaui is the source of this 9756-nucleotide messenger RNA. The record is from the annotation of a GenBank genome assembly. NCBI's taxonomy places the organism in Eukaryota, Dinophyceae, Suessiales, Symbiodiniaceae.
AUGCACUUUUACGUGCUGAUCUUCCUGGCGGUCCUUUUUGUGGUCAAGGAUUACACCAACUUUGCGGAGGAGAUCAAGACGCCUUCGGGCUGCGGCCCGUCGUGCCUGCGUAUCAAAGACGAGAUGGCGACUGCAUCGAAAGGAGGUGCGGCUUGGCACUGUGCUUGGUGUCGCAAGGACAACAAGGGAAGUCACACCAACUGCGGCUUCUGCGGUACAUUUUGGGAAGAUUGUGUCGCAACCCGCAAUGUGACCAAAUCACCAAGGAGACGAAGAGCGUCGUCGAUGAGACAAUCAGGCGCAUGGAACUAUGCUUCGGAUUGGCAAGAGGAAACUGUUCCUUGGCAAGCAUCGACACCCAGGCGUACCCAGCCUUCGCCUCGCCGUGCUGCCAAGUCUCCACGUCAACCCAAGCGCAAAGCUGGCAAACGCCAAGUUCCUGCACAAGAACCAGAAUGGCCUUCGCAGAUCACUGCCAAUCCCUCGUCCGCUCCGUCAGCUUCAGCCAGUACAGUAUCGUUAGAGGCUCAACAAUUGAGGGAAUUGGUGAGCACAUUGAAGAAAUCAGACUUGGAGCUGACACCGGAGAUUCAAGCUGCGAUGAGCAAGGUGAAGGUUAUCACCCCCAAAGAAGCCUCCAAACUCAUGCAUGGAGCGGUGUCUCGUCUAGACACAGCACGCGAGAAGCUGCAAAAGGCCAAGACGGCCAGAACAAACAUGCAUCGAAACUGGGGCAAAUUUUUGGACGAUUCCGUGAAAAGAUGGCAGCAGCAUGGAGAGAAAUUCACCAAGGAAGACGAAGAGUUAGCCAAUGCCAUAGACGCUGCUACAUCCGUCUUUCAAGCUGCUCGCACUCAUUUGGAGGAGACCAAAGAGGCCCUCGCGGAGUUCGACAACAUCGUCGAGAAAGAGAUCCCCGAGGUCAGCGACGAAGAUUUGAUGGCCGAUACAACCGGGAGCAUUGGAGAUGGCAUUCAAGAAAUGCUCACCAACCUCACACGUUUGAGGGAUGCUCAGGACGAUAUCGAGGCCAAUGCGGCAAAGAAAGCUCGCACAGAAGAACCACCAGAUGAGUCCUUUAUUGGGCCUUGGGAAGCCCUUGAAAAUGCAGCACAUUGGCACUUUGAAUUGUGUGAUCUCACACGCCCAAUUUCUCAAUUCACAUGGUUUCCUUCAGCGGCACCGUCAAAGACUUGUUUGAAGAGUUCUUCUACAAGAUCUCAUGUGACUUUUGCUCCCGCUUUAGGAUAUCCCUGUGAUGUUCAACAGCAAGGCACAUGCUCAUUGCCGAUGACAGAUGAUUGGAUGCCCAAGUUUGAUGUGGUUGCCAAACAUGAUCCAUCCUUAUUCAUCCUGUCGAAGGGACCUUGUUCUGAUGUUCCUUCCAAUCCACAUUUUGAUCGUUUCACGCGUGACUUGCGUGACGAAGUGAAUGAAGUUGAGGUUGCAUCUUCUGUGCACAAUUUUGCGUCUUCAUCAUUGAGGUUCCCAGCCCUUGUUCGUGAUGUAGUACCUGUUCCAAGUGAUCCAGUGCCGCCAUCCUAUGAGGAGCCACUGCCUUUGACGGUGUUGAGCCCACAGGAUGGCCUGCCAGUGAUCCCAUCGAGUUCAAGUGCACUGAAUACAUCGAUGACAACUUCCAAUUGCGACGCUGGAGUUUUGCUGUUGAAUGAUAUUCACCAUGCUUCUGGCGCACCGCAUGACGGAUCUCCCGCAGGUGAAACACCUCUGCCUUUGAGCUCUUCAACAUCCCCUACAGAUGUUCGGCCAGAUGCGGAUGCCCUGUCGUCCGCCUCAUGGAUGUUGACAUUGCGUUCACUCUGGCGUGAAUUUGCUGUUCGUGAGUAUGUUGACGAUAGUCGUGUGAUUUACGUUGAAACCUGGUAUAUUCACCACAUCCACGACUCUCGUUGUGAACGCUCUCGAACUGUGCGCUUCGACCACUUGGAUCAUCACUGGUACGAUGACAUUCGUCAACAAUGGCCGGACAAAAUUCGCACAGAUGAAUUGCUCCAUUUGGUUUCUGUUGCACCUACACCUCCACGAGCUGACACGCAGCGAUGUGUGGCGCAUAUCUUGUUGCUACAAGGCGCACGUGAUCACCAUGUAGGAGCUGUCUUCACUGCACGUUUCCUUGAAGACCACACCACGCAUUUGAUUCAAGCUGCACUUUCAGUUCCUGACGAGAUGUCUGGCACACGUGCAAUCGCCCAUCUCCGAGUUGAACCGUUCGUGGAACAUCGUCGUUGGAUUGCCAGAUCUGGUGCUAUGCUAUUUGACAUCCUCACGCCUGAGGCCAUUCCCAACGGCAUCAGUAUCAUUGUGGACGUCAAAGUUGAGUCUCCUCCUGCACCAGAUGACGUCACCUCACUGGCUGCCUUCUCUCAUGAGACAGUAGUUCCUCAACCAGGCGUUGCUGAUAUGCCCGAGGCUGUGCAGCAGGAAGAUGACCUUGUUGAAGUCGAAGUUGAGAUUUCAGAUUCUGACACCAUGAGUGACAGUCCGGACACUGGUGAAGACUGGCGUUUCGUGCAUGUAUGUCUUCUUGGUAAAAAGAUCCACCACGGCCGUCUGCCUUGGUAUCAGCCUGAUGCUUUCUUUGACGCGGCUUCUGAACUGACCGGCAUCCCAGCAGAUGAUCUGGUGCAUCUUCACUACGUUCGACAUGGUCCUGAUGACCUUCGUGCUGCUCAUGUUGAACCACUUAUUGCUCAGGUGUACGACCUUCCUCUGGGGUCUUUGAAGCGUUUGGUUCUCCUUGAUGUCGAAUUUCAUGAACAGUUCCCAGCUCGUGAGGCAUCCACAUCACGCAGAUGUAUUGCUUUGCCGCGAGUGUCGACUCGUGCUGCGCUGCUGAGAGCAGCCGGGCUUGACAUUUAUUGCCAACGUUCUCGUGAUCGAUGCCUCAUGUGGCACAAUGGCAGUGUGCUACAACAACAAAGUGUGGCGCCUUUUGACAUCAAUCAUGGCGAUUACAUCAGGAUUGCUGUGCCACCUUGGCCUUUUGCACCAGCACAUAUUUCUACACGUGCUUGCGUCAGUCGAAUCCGUCAAAGACCACGCCGGAUGGACUAUGCCUCUUUACGUCCUCAUGACAUAAGAGACCAUGAAGAUGGCAUGACUGACAUUGAUGCGAUGCUUGAACGAGAUCAUCCACACGCUGUUCAAGAUGCUCCGGACGAUGAGGUCGCCCUUUAUCAGCUGGAUGUGACCGUUCAAUCGGUGCACAGUGCUCAGCAUCCUGUGAUUUCUGAAGUACCCUCCGACAAAAUUGAUUUUGAUUUUCAAGAAUGUCGUUCGAGAUUGCAGGCAAUCGGGCAUCGCAAUGAAGCCCUUCCUGUUCCUAUGCAUGGACAACCUGCUAUUGUUCAUGAUUUGUAUCUUCAUCUUCUUCGACAUCAACGUGAUGCGCAGACAGGUCAACCUCCUGCGCUGGUGGCGAUGACAUGGUAUUCUGAUCACCUUCGACGACCUCACAGUGGUAUUGGCCGUGAAGUUCACCUUCGUGCUGACUUUACGACAUGGUAUCAUGAUCUUGUCAUGGCGUGGCAGGAAUGGGUGGAUCCCUUCGCUGACAUUCUUUGGCGGAUUGUGCAACCGCACCCUGAGGACGGAGAUCCUGACGUUUCCGUACACGUCUUACUGGUGCAACAUCCACAGCAUGAUUGUCGGUCUAUCAUUACGGCCAUCACAGACUCUGCUGAUGAUCCAUGGCAUCCACGCCUUUUAUGUCUUCGUGUUCCCGCGUUGUUGACGCAUUCAGAUUUGCAACAGCUUGUGGAUCUUGAUGGUGACUGCACAAGCAUUCCACAACAGCAUUGGUGUCGCACGUGGUAUGCUCCAGAUGAUCUUUCUCUACUGCAACAACGAGGUCAACGGCAGCACUUGGUCUUGGAGAACCUUGUUGAACCGCCUCGUUUUACGGAAGUUGACUGCCAGCGACCCUUGUUCCUGCGCAAUCAACUAUGUUUGCAGCCGCGUUUGCAACCAUGUGAGACCAAGGCAGGCAUCUGGUGGCAUACGGCAACUUGGAGUGAACUGCAAGAUCUUCCUCAUUGGGCUGGUGAACCCAUUCUUGGCAUGACUUUGUACACAGAUGGCACGGCUCAACGCCAUCCUGAUUCAGCGGCGGCCGCGGUUGUCCUCCUACUUCAUGUGGAGGGUGGACUCCGUUGGGGCGGCUACCUUUCUGCGCCGUGCCUUGGUGAUUCUACCGCUCCUCGAGCAGAAGCUACAGCACUAUUGCUGGCCACCCUAUGGAUCCGUCAGCUUCUUGCGUGGCGUUCAGUUGCUCCCAUUUGGUUUGAGAUAGCCUAUGAUUGUGAUCACACCGCACGCAUUGCGCAAGGUCACCAAGCUCCUGAACACAACCUGGCCUUGCUUACUGUAUUGAGGUCUAUUGUCCAAUGGAUCGAAACUCAGCUUGCGCUGCCACUGACAUGGACUCACAUACGCAGUCAUUGCCAACAUCCGUGGAAUGAGGCGGCUGACACAGUUUGUCGUUAUGCUUUGCAACAUCAGGAUUUCACGACUGAUCUUACAGAGUUGUACAACCAGUGCACCUUCAACGACAGUGAUGUCGCCGCAGUACAAUGGAUAUGGCUGAUUGAGAAGUCGCUCCGUCAAGAUGUCGAUGCACCCAUGUUGAUCGCUCAUCGUUGGCGAUUUGAUGUUGCUGGUCCAUUCUCGACACAACCUCGUCCUGAUGUCCAACCUGCUGUUCAACGUCGUCGUGUAGAUGUUUGUGCUGAAUCCGAUGCUCGGGUUUUGAAUUUGCGAACCGCCACAGCCAACGUGCUCACGCUUUUUCCAGGACGCGUACAUUGUGCAGGGUUUCUUGGUGCGCGUGUUGAGGACCUUGAUGCGCAGUUCGUCGCAGCUGGAGUACACGUUGUUGGUCUUCAGGAGACUCGUUCUACCUCCACUGGCCACCACACCACAGACUCAUUUCAUGUUUUGUCUGGACCUGCCACUGGGCAAGGUCGUGGUGGCGUACAGUUGUGGAUUCGACGCAUCAUUCAAACCUCACAUGGUCGCAUUGAUGUUCAAACAGCAGACCUACGGAUUCUUCAUGCCACAUCACGUCGACUUAUUGUACGUUGGGCUCACCCAGGUGUCCGUCUUCUUUUUGUCGUGCUUCACGCUCCUGACCACGAUGAUGAAGAUCGACUGCAGGCUUUCUGGGACGCAACAACCACGGCUAUCCCACGUGAAUACCACAGUUGGCAUACGAUUGUGCUUAUUGAUGCAAACAGCCGCGUUGGCAGUGUUACCUCUUCUUCCAUUGGUCCGCAUCAUGCUGACGCUGAAAAUGUGAAAGGUACUCACUUUCAUAGCUGGCUGGUCAAUCAUGCGAUGUUUUUGCCGCAGACGUUUGAGAGGUGUCACCGUGGGUCAAGUUCGACAUGGACUCAUCCAGGUGGAGCGCAAGCCCGCCUUGAUUACAUUGCCAUUUCUACCAACAUUGGACACCAAGCAGUUUAUACCUGGAUUGCCACUGACAUUGACCUGACAGUCUCCAGGCCUGACCAUGCUUGCGUAUGUGCUGAUAUCCAACUUGGAUAUUAUGAUGCUGACCGUCGACCACGACAUGAACGAUUCGUCUCAUCGACUGUUGGCGUCCAACCAGUCGUAUCUUGGGACGUUGAUGUUCACACACAUGCUGCCAGGAUUCAACAAUGGUUGCGCAGUCACUGCAAACCACAGAGAACAUGGCGCAAACAGCAUUUGUCUGAACACACUCGGACACUUGUUUUAGCCAAACGUCAUCAUUGGAAGCGCCUUGGUGAGCUUCGACGCCAUCAUCGCCAAGGAAUCUUGCGUCAACUCUUCGUGAGCUGGCGAUCUGGACGACGUGAUGACAAAGCCUUUUACGAGCAGUUGGCUGAACGUGCAGGCGAUGAGUCUCGGAAGAGCUGUCAUGCUCUUUGGGCUGCUAUUCAACACGCCUUACCGAGAUGGAGAUGCAAGCGCCGUUCGAAUCUUCGUUGUACCGGUCCCACAAUUCCGGCACAAUUUGGUCACUACGACAACCUUGAAGCAGGACAUGCAGUGCGUUAUGAAGAUCUUCUGGCGCAAUGUCAUGCUCAUCAACGUGACGCUGCUCUCGACAUCCCGCUCCAGAUUGCUCUGGCGGACCUUCCUUCAAGGCUUGACAUUGAGUUGCACGGCAGUCGCAUCAAAACCAACAAGGCCGCUGGUAUUGAUUCAGUGACUCCAGCCACAGUCAAGGGUGCCUGCCAGAAUUGGCCAUCCAUUGUACAUCAAUUGAUGCUGAAGAUCUGGGUAUUGGGAGCAGAACCGACUCAGUUUAAAGGCGGAAUUUUGCACCCAAUUGCAAAAAAAGAGGCUAGUCAGUGCAUCGAAGGGAUGCGCGGUAUCAUGCUCAUUGACUGUUUGGGCAAACUGGUGCACUCCCAUUUGCGUCGACAGUUUGCUCCUCAACUUUGUGCUUUACGUCAUCCGCUCCAGCUUGGAGGCUUUGCACGUUGUUCCACUCUGUUUGCGACUCAAUAUGUUCGCUCGUUUACCAUCAUGGCACAUGAAAUGAAUCUGUCAUCAGCGGUGCUCUUUAUCGAUAUUCGCAGUGCUUUCCACUCGAUGAUUCGGGCAUUCGCUUUUGACAUCAACAAAGAUCUCCAUCCCAAAUUGGCGCAAGUGCUUCGGGAAUCUGGCUUGGACAUUGAUGUGAUUCAGCAGCAGCUUCGAAGCACUCGUCCCUUUGACUCCAUGGUGCCACCUGUUGUUGCUCGUUUACUUCAGGAUAGUCAUUGCCACACUUGGUUCACCCUCGGACAAAGUGGACAUGUUCAUCAAACGGAGCGUGGGAGCCGACCAGGCAGUCCAUUGGCUGAUGUGGCUUUCAAUGCCCUUAUGACUCAUGUCCUUAAGGAACUCCAACAUUGUUUUGAUCAUCACAGCCCACUCCAGAAUGCAUUUGCCCGUCUUGGCAUGCGUGCAGCACCCGUUGCUUGGGUCGACGACCUUGCCAUCCCAGUAGUGUCGUUGACUGCUGCUGCGCUCACGGAUUUGGCCGUUUGGGCGCUUAAUGCCACCAAGCAAAUCUGCGCUUCUUUUGGUUUGGAGUUGAAUCUCAAGCAGCACAAGACCGAGGUUGUACCUUCCUUUCGAGGUGCAGGUGCUCCCGCGUGUCGCACAGCUCUCUUUCAUGAACAUUAUGGAGUUCUUUGCCUUCAACCUGAUGAUCCUCUCAGUCCAAUUGUGCGUUGUGUCUCUCAAUACGAACAUUUGGGCACAACGUACCAAUCUGACGGUGGUAUCGCAGCCGAACUUCGACAUCGUGUUGGUCGUGCUCAGCGUGCACAUCGUCAAGUACGCAAACCUAUCUUGAUGAACCGACAUUUGGCGAUUCGUACCCGGCUGCGGUUACUGGAAGCCCUCAUACUGCCCGUACUCCUGCACGGAGCUGGUAACUGGCAGCUAUUGACCGCCACGCAGAUCAAGAGCUUGCAUGUUCCUUACCUACGUUGGAUACGUUCCAUCGUAGGGAACGGCUUCUGGGCCGAUGACCAGUUGCCUGAUGAACAUAUUCUCUUGGCAUGGGGCCUACCCUCCAUUCCAUUGCGUUUGGCGAAACUACGCUUGCUUUACGCGUACCAUUGGAUUGCAGAUGCUCCUCAUGACAUCAUUGCUUGUGUUACAGCGGUAGCCUCUGUUCCUGGUUCCUGGUUUUCGGCUCUGCGGUGUGCCAUUGCUUGGGGACAAACCAUUGACCCAGCAUUUUACGAGGGCAACGUCAUGACAGACUCUGCCGAGUGUAUUUGUCACUGGCUCGUUCACACCCACCCAAAUGGACCGCGUUGGGUCCGGCGUCUUUAUCGCCAGGCACUCCAACAAGGGCAAGUUAUUGGUACCACCAUGACAUUGCAAUACGAACUGCAAAGAGCUUUCCUUCAGGGCGGUGCGACUUGUAGCAACGAAAUUGCUGCUUCACAGCCUUCGAUGCAGCCAUUUGUUUGUCGUUUUUGUGCGAGAUCUUUUGAUUCUCCACGCGCUUUACAAGCUCAUCUUUGGUGUGCGCAUGGCGAAGCCUCUGAAGAACGCCGUUUCAUGUCAUCCACAACAUGCACAGCGUGCUGGAAGUGUUUCUGGACGGUCAAUCGACUUCAGAUUCAUCUUCACCAAAGCCGCCAAUAUGAGGGCGGAUGUUAUGAGAGGCUCACGUGGACUCAGGCCCCUUGGGAAGAUGUCAUUGAGAUCGACGAAGGCGACACUGCGUUGCUCCCUGCUCGUAUGCCCGCACAGCCUGUGCCGCACACAGCGACCCGGCUUGCCACCUCUUGCACCUCUGCAGAGGAGGCACACCAAUGUUGGCAGGAUGCAUGGGAGCAGGAAGGUAUGACCUUCCCGCUGGACAAUCAUUGGGAUGCACUAUGUCGUGAACGUUGUGACGAAGCUGUUCGAACGCUUAGUUCCAUUGAUGACAUUGUUUGGCGCUUAGUGAACAUUGCUGAUGGCGAUGGUCUUCCGCCUGCUCCAGAUGGCAUGGGUUCUUGGGUGCUUAGCUUAUGGUUAUUGGAUGACCUUUGCUAUGCUCGAUUUCCCUCGAUGAGUGUUGAGAUGUUUGGCCGACUAUUUCGUGAAGUUCGUCGACUCGUUCAUCAAUCACCUAUUGGUAGCCUGGUUUGUUGGCGUCGUCGUAUGGAAACGGCCCAUCGUCCUCAUGCAGAACCUUCAACCUCACAGGUCGCCGGCGCACGUCCUGUUGCAGGCGAAGCCAUUCUCAAUCCCGUGCAGGAUCAGUGUAACCUGCUUCAUCCCAUCCUUGCCAUGCGCUUCACCCUUCCUUCUUGCCAAGGUAUUCCCAUGCAAGUGGUUGAUGGAAAGCGUAUCGUCUGGAUUCUACACUUAUUCAGCGGUCGAAGACGGAUUGGAGACUGCCACUGGUGGCUUACACACAUUGGGCGGCAUUUGUGGCGUGGCGUUGAACUCCGCAUGAUCUCCUUGGACACGGCAGUCCAUGAUCGUCUUGGCAAUUUGGAUGAGAGCGACAAUUACAACAUGGUUUUGAAGCUUGCACAGAAGGGGCUCAUUGCAGGGGUACUUGCUGGACCCCCAUGUGAGACGUGGUCGGCGGCGAGGAACAUCCUGUUACCAGACCACACCGGCCCCCGUCCUCUGCGUACCUCUGACCAACCGUGGCUGUUAUCGCAUCGUACAGGGAAGGAAAUGCGACAGACCAGUACGGGCACGCGCCUGCUUCUCAACACCUGGCGUAUUGAAACCUCAGUGGUUCUUCAUGGAGGAGGAGCGCUCAAAGAACACCCUUGGGAAAAUGGCAAUCUUGACCGCGCGUCAGUGUGGCGCACCACAGCCCACAAGGACUGGAUCAUGCAGUUGCCGGACGCUUUCCGACACUACAUUGAGCAGUACCUCUAUGGCGCAGCGGGCACUAAGCCGACUUGCUUGCGUGCCUUGAAUCUUGGCGGGGCGGCGAUCGUGCAGCAAGCGCUUCACGAAGGCAUGGAGUUGUGGCGCGCUCGUCCAGUGACACGCCUGAUGGGUAGGAAUCACAAAGGUGAGUUCAGGACUGCAGCAGCAAAGGAGUACACAAGUGCCCUCUGCCGCUCCAUGCUUGUAGCGUUGCUGACCGGGCUGCGUCGACGUUUUGCCGUUGAAGGCAGUCGAGCUUCCCCGAUUUUGACGUCCACUGAACGGCAGUGGCUUGAGAAUGCAUGGAGUGCUUCUCACGUGGUGUCCAUGGAUUCAUUCCUUCCUGAUUACCAAGGCACCUGA